AUGACAAAUCAAUCUAGAGCUUCUGAUAUAUACAUUUUCGCAGAUAACAGCAGAACGCUGAUCCACAAACUCCAUGGACUAUUUAAGUUCAUGAAUGGAAAUGAAGCUCUUAUCAUACUAAUUGUAUUGUAAUAAAUUUUCCUUAAUUAUCUGAUUUAAUANAGCUACAGAAAAGUUGCUUGA
Paramecium sonneborni is the source of this 183-nucleotide messenger RNA. The record is from the annotation of a GenBank genome assembly. Lineage: Eukaryota; Ciliophora; Oligohymenophorea; Peniculida; Parameciidae.